Molecule: messenger RNA, 1662 nt
Organism: Pyrus x bretschneideri (Chinese white pear)
Lineage: Eukaryota; Viridiplantae; Streptophyta; Magnoliopsida; Rosales; Rosaceae
Product: TBC1 domain family member 13
Exons: 9
Coding region: 104-1504 (466 amino acids)
Biological process (GO): intracellular protein transport; activation of GTPase activity
Molecular function (GO): GTPase activator activity
Source: RefSeq, a predicted model, not a curated record
UCUCUCGCUCCACUCUCACCGAUUCCAGUGCAAUCGCCAACUAACCCACAAACCCAACUCGCUCCCUCACUCGCACCGGUUCGGUGUGAACUCGGCGGCUGCCAUGCUCAAAGGCAAGCUCAAUCUCCCCGAAAAGACCAAGCGAGUUUUCCCGGACCGACUGGGCAGCCUGGUCGCGGGAUUCGAAAACAAAGCGGAAGAAAAUGGUGGGUCCGAUCUGGUGUUCGAUUCCGGCGAGGAGCUCGAGAUGAUUCUGCCAAACGGGUACGGGUCGGGCAGAGAGAGUCAGAUUGAUGAAGAGGACGAUGAUUUUGAUGAUGAGAAGUUGGACAGAGAACCGGAUUUGAGGGUCCAGCAGAGACCCGAAAGAGAAGGGUCGGGUUCGUUGUCGGUGCUGGCGGCCAUUGCGGCGGAUGAUAAAAGGUCUGAUCUUGAGUAUGAGCUUUCUCAGCCAGAGAUAAAUUUGGAAAAGUUACAAAGAAUCGCUAGCUCAGGGCUUCCGGAUGGAGGAGGUUUGCGUGCAACAGCCUGGAAGCUGCUCUUGGGUUAUCUACCUCCUUCCCGGGAUUUAUGGGAAAAAGAACUGAUUGAAAACCGACAAAAAUAUGCCAAGCUUAAAGAGGAGCUCCUCCUGAGUCCUUCACAAAUCACAAAGAGAAAAAUUGGUGAUUUGAGUUAUUGCGAUCAGCCUGCUGACGGCAAUGUUGAUGGACCGCUGAAGCGAUCUGAAAUUUCCGAGGAAGAUCACCCUUUAAGCCUUGGUAAGGCUAGUGUUUGGCAUCAAUACUUUCAGCAUACAGAGAUUGCAGAACAGAUAGACCGCGAUUUACAACGAACACACCCGGAUCUGAAAUUCUUCUCAGGGGAGUCAUCAUUCAGCAGGAAACACAGGGAAUCAAUGAGAAGCAUUCUUCUGCUGUUUGCAAAACUAAAUCCAGCUAUCCGUUACGUGCAAGGCAUGAAUGAGGUCUUGGCACCAAUAUACUAUGUCUUUAGUACUGACCCGAAUGAGCAAAAUGCUGUAAAUGCAGAAGCAGAUAGCUUCUCUUGUUUUGUCCGACUCUUGAGUGACUCAGUGGAUCACUUUUGCGAACAACUGGAUAACAGUGCAGUUGGUAUACUCUCCACUCUCUCCCGCUUGUCAGAAUUAUUGAAAGCCAACGAUGAAGAACUGUGGAGGCAUCUAGAGUUCACUACAAAGGUGAAACCGCAAUACUAUGGAUUCAGGUGGAUCACAUUACUACUUACACAAGAAUUCAACUUCCAAACCAUCUUGAGAAUUUGGGAUUCACUAUUGAGCAGCCCUUUUGGUGUGCAGGAUAUGCUUCUAAAAGUUUGUUGCGCAAUGCUGCUAUGCGUGAAAAGUAGACUGUUAAGUGGCGAUUUUGUGGCAAACUUAAAACUUCUGCAGCGCUAUCCAGACAUUAACAUUGAACACCUUCUCCAGGUAGCUCGAGAUCUUAGUUCUGACCCAUCUUCGUAUCGUUUGUCGUUGCCACUGUAAAUCCAUUACCAACACGCACGAUUCUGUACACAAUUUUCACUUUACCGUUUGUAACGAUGAACAAAACAGCUGUUGCUUUAGCUAAUUUGUGGCGAACAAUUCUCAAUGAUAUGGAAAAUGUUCAGCAACCUGCAGACAACCAGGCUGAAUUUCAUGAA